Molecule: messenger RNA, 1191 nt
Organism: Acanthoscelides obtectus
Lineage: Eukaryota; Metazoa; Arthropoda; Insecta; Coleoptera; Chrysomelidae
Source: the annotation of a GenBank genome assembly
AUGUAUUUGUUGAAUAACUGCUUAACGCCCCAACAACAGCUGUUGUUAGCACUGCGCUAUUACGCCAAUAGAAGUUUUUUAGCUGUUGCUGGUGAUUUUGCUGGGCUUUCCAAAUCAACUGCAUCCAAAACAGUCCGAAGAGUCUCGAAAGUACUAGCGAGUAAGAGAAGUAAUUACAUAAAAAUACCGGACACUCCUGAGGCUCUUGCCAAAGCAAAGCAAUCCUUUUAUAACAUAGCUAGGUUUCCUCGAUGCAUAGGUGCAAUUGACUGCACGCACAUAAAAAUUGUUUCUCCCGGAGGAAGCCAUGCAGAGCUCUUCAGAAAUCGAAAGCAGUUUUUUUCACUGAACGUGCAAACUGUUUCUGACGCAGAUUUGAAGCUGUGUAAUAUUGUAUGUCGGUGGCCUAGGUCAGCCCACGAUUCAUACAUUUUGACAAAUUCUCAGCUCUGCAGACAAUUUGAAUCAGGUCACUUUGGAAACUCUUUGUUGGUUGGUGACAAAGGUUAUCCUAUUAAACGCUAUUUGAUGACACCGUUAAAUACAACUACAACUCCUGCUGAAGAAUUAUACAAUGAAUCUAUCAUUCGUACUCGCAAUGUUAUGGAGAGAAGCUAUAGAGUUUGGAAAAGAAGAUUUCCCUCUCUAGCUAUGGGUCUCAGAGUUCAUCUUGAUACAGCUCAAGCAAUUACUGUAGGAACAGCAGUGCUACAUAAUAUUGCUUGUUCUAAUAAUGAAGCUAUGCCCCCUAUUAGUCCUGAACAGGAAAAUGCUAUUAACAUGGUUUAUGUAGAUAAUGUGGAGACAGAUCCUGUAAAUAUUAGGUUGCCACAAAAUGCAAUCAACAAUGUUAUAAGAACUUACCUUAUUAAUAAUUAUUUUGCAAAUUUAUUGAAAAUAAGAAAAAUAUUAAUAUACUGGAUAAUCUCCAACUUGAGGCACGCCGCUGACUUGGCGUCGCAGGAAAAAAGACCACGUAAAAAUUGGUCUGAUCGCAUAUAUGGGCGCAGAAUACCCCAAUCUCCUUCUAGAGAGCUCGCAACGCCGCCUAGUGAGCAAAACGAAACGCUCGAUGCUGUUCCCUAUUUAGUUGCCACUCAUGUGUCUGGGGAAUUCCCUGCUCUCCCAAUUCUCAGAUGUAUCUGGAAAGACGGGGACUGUAUGAAGGAUGAAGGUCCCAAAAGAAUCUGA